This is a messenger RNA of Arabidopsis lyrata subsp. lyrata, 2216 nucleotides long. Its product is annotated as transcription initiation factor TFIID subunit 6. Gene Ontology annotation, biological process: RNA polymerase II preinitiation complex assembly; transcription initiation at RNA polymerase II promoter. Gene Ontology annotation, molecular function: RNA polymerase II general transcription initiation factor activity; transcription coactivator activity; protein heterodimerization activity. The transcript has 13 exons. NCBI's taxonomy places the organism in Eukaryota, Viridiplantae, Streptophyta, Magnoliopsida, Brassicales, Brassicaceae. Gene Ontology annotation, cellular component: transcription factor TFIID complex; SLIK (SAGA-like) complex; SAGA complex. Bases 233 to 1876 code for a protein of 547 amino acids. The record is from RefSeq and is a predicted model, not a curated record.
UAUAUUAACAGGAGGCUUGACGGAACUUGGCAUCAGUUAAUCGGAGCUUCGUGUCUGGAUCUUCGACGUUCAACGCAAAAUUCCUCUCUGGUUCAUGUAAAUUUCCAACAUAUAUUUGUGGUUGAAUUUGGGUAAUGGGGCAAAUUUAUCACACUUUACGGAGUAUUGAAGUAGCCUUUGUCUCCUGGCUGUUGAAUUGCGAUUCAUUGUUGGAUAAUCAGAGUCUGGGAAGAUGAGCAUUGUACCUAAGGAAACGGUUGAGGUAAUAGCUCAAAGUAUUGGGAUUACCAACUUGUUACCUGAAGCUGCUCUUAUGCUUGCUCCUGAUGUCGAGUAUCGUGUCCGAGAGAUCAUGCAGGAAGCUAUCAAAUGCAUGCGUCAUUCUAAGAGAACGACUUUAACAGCUUCGGAUGUAGAUGGUGCUCUCAACUUGAGGAACGUUGAGCCGAUAUAUGGCUUUGCCUCAGGAGGACCAUUUCGUUUUAGAAAGGCUAUUGGGCAUCGCGAUUUGUUCUACACUGAUGACAGAGAAGUGGAUUUCAAAGAUGUGAUCGAAGCCCCGCUACCAAAAGCUCCCCUUGAUACUGAAAUUGUUUGUCACUGGCUGGCUAUUGAAGGAGUGCAACCAGCUAUACCAGAAAAUGCUCCUUUAGAAGUCAUUAGAGCACCUGCAGAAAACAAAAUCCAUGAACAAAAAGACGGACCUCCUAUUGACGUUAGGCUACCAGUAAAGCAUGUACUAUCUAGGGAACUUCAGUUAUACUUCCAAAAGAUUGCUGAACUUGCAAUGAGCAAGUCAAAUCCUGCUCUGUUUAAAGAAGCAUUAGUGAGCUUGGCCUCAGACUCAGGACUUCAUCCUCUAGUUCCAUAUUUUACAAAUUUCAUUGCUGAUGAGGUUUCAAAUGGUUUAAAAGACUUUCGACUCCUGUUUAAUCUAAUGCACAUUGUUAGAAGUCUUCUACAGAAUCCUCACAUAAACAUAGAACCUUAUCUGUACCAGUUGAUGCCAUCUGUUGUAACAUGCCUUGUAUCAAGAAAGCUUGGAAAUAGAUUUGCUGACAACCAUUGGGAACUCAGAGAUUUUGCGUCAAAUCUGGUUGCACUGAUAUGUAAAAGGUACGGACCCGUUUAUAUUACUCUUCAGUCUCGUCUUACAAGAACUUUAGUCAAUGCACUGUUGGACCCAAAGAAAGCUUUGACUCAGCACUAUGGUGCAAUUAGAGGAUUAGCAGCUUUGGGGCACAAUGUUGUACGCCUUCUAAUUCUAUCAAAUCUCGAACCGUAUCUAAGUCUUCUCGAACCUGAAUUGGAUGCUGAGAAGCAAAAAAAUCAGAUGAAGAACUACGAAGCUUGGUGUGUAUAUGGAGCCUUGCUGCGAGCUGCAGGCUUGUGUAUACAUGACCGGCUUAAAAUCUUCCCACCUUUACCAUCUCCAUCACCAAGUUUCCUCCGUAAGGGAAAGGGAAAGAUAAUCAAUACUGAUCCCCACAAGCGGAAGCUGAGCAUAGAUUCUUCAGAAAACCAAUCGCCGCAGAAAAGAUUGAUAACCAUGGAUGGGCCAGAUGGUGUGCAAUCACAAGAUCAAUCCGGCUCAGCUCCAAUGCAAGUAGAUAAUCCAGUGGAAAAUGACAAUCCGCCACAAAACUCUAUUCAACCAUCCUCAUCAGAACAAGCUUCUGAUGCUAACGAAUCUGAAAGCAGAAAUGGAAAGGUGAAAGAAAGCGGUAGGAGUAGGGCUAUUACCAUGAAAGCAAUCCUUGAUCAGAUAUGGAAAGAUGAUCUUGAUUCCGGACGGCUAUUGGUGAAACUGCACGAACUCUAUGGUGAUAGGGUUCUUCCCUUUAUCCCUUCUACAGAGAUGUCAGUAUUCCUCUAACCAAUAAGAGAGAAGGAGGCUUGGAGAGAUUAAAGCGCCAUCUGAUUGGCAUACAUAAACUCAUUCAGAUCCGUGCCAAACUCCUCAGGUCAACUCGUUAGUUCGUCUUUAUAACCUUGAGGGAUUUCAAAGUCCUUGGAACCUGCAGACUGGGUUGAGUUGAAUUGAACCUGUGGCAAUGUAUAUAUUAAGAGAAUUUUAAUGAUUACGCAGUGGAUUUAUUUGUUUACUCUCAAAUGUAAUCCAUGAAAUGAAAUAUCUUCAAAUCUGUAUGAUCUAGAUUGCAAUUUUUUGAUAUUUUUGUUUUCAUGUCUCUCUUGCUUAUUUUACUCGUUACAUA